Molecule: messenger RNA, 1097 nt
Organism: Lepisosteus oculatus (spotted gar)
Lineage: Eukaryota; Metazoa; Chordata; Actinopteri; Semionotiformes; Lepisosteidae
Gene: gstz1
Product: glutathione S-transferase zeta 1
Biological process (GO): L-phenylalanine catabolic process; glutathione metabolic process
Cellular component (GO): mitochondrion; cytoplasm
Molecular function (GO): glutathione transferase activity; maleylacetoacetate isomerase activity
Source: RefSeq, a predicted model, not a curated record
GGUAAAAUGGCACGCAUGCUCGAUCUGCACAACGGGAGUCAGAUCUGGGGUUUGUCGUUGUUAAACGUUCCUGAUCCCAGACUUCGGACUGCAUCGCUCGUCUUGAUGGUGUCACCACACGCAUGGGUGUGCUUAGUCAUGCUGGUAUGAGAAAGGCAGGAGGAGGAUUUUUGGGACGUUAUCUGAUUGGUUGCCAUAAAAAGAAAAGAUCGCUAUAACUUAACUGAUAUUCACUCUUUGUCACGGCCCCGUUAUAUUACGGUACUAUGGCAACUCAAACCAAGCCCGUCCUGUAUGGAUAUUUCAGGAGUUCCUGUUCAUGGAGAGUUCGAAUCGCUCUUCUGCUGAAAGGUAUUGCAUACGACCAAGUCCCAGUGAAUCUUAUUAAGGAUGGAGGUCAGCAGCUAACAGAACAAUACAAGACCUUAAAUCCCAUGCAGCAGGUGCCUGCAAUGUGCAUCGAUGGCAUCACUCUGUCCCAGUCGCUUGCAAUUAUCCAGUACCUUGAUGAGACCAGACCUGGACCACGCCUGCUCCCAGCUGAGCCCAAGCAGCGCGCCCAGGUGCGCAUGAUCUGUGACCACAUUGUCUCAGGGAUCCAGCCCCUUCAGAACCUGUAUGUACUACAGAAGAUUGGGACUGAUAAAGUGGAAUGGGCACAGCAUUUCAUCAUCAGAGGUUUCCAAGCACUGGAAAACCUCCUGCAGCAAACAUCGGGAAAGUACUGCGUCGGCAAUGAGAUCUCAAUGGCAGAUGUUUGCUUGGUACCCCAAGUUUAUAAUGCAGAGAGAUUUAAGGUGGACCUCACUCCAUUCCCAACUAUCAAGAGGCUGAACCAGACCUUGCUGGAGAUGGAAGCAUUUCAGACGAGUCACCCCUCAUGCCAGCCUGACACCCCAGCAGACCUGCGUGUGUAGGACUGCUCUGCAGCUGCUCUACCAAAGUGGAGCUGGAAAGGCCUGUCCAGUGCUCUUCAAUCUGGAAGCACGCAGUGGAACUGCAAAAUGACCAGGUGUGAAAAAUAACUGAUUUAUGAUGGAACACUGUACAAGUGAAGUCCCAACGUUAAAAAUAAAUGGUGAAAAAUUUUCUUCCCA